Triticum turgidum subsp. durum (durum wheat) is the source of this 252-nucleotide messenger RNA. Lineage: Eukaryota; Viridiplantae; Streptophyta; Magnoliopsida; Poales; Poaceae. The record is from the annotation of a GenBank genome assembly.
AUGGCCAUGGCCAACAUCUUCAUCUGUUUCGUUCUGCUAUCAUCGCUCAUCGCUUCGCCUCUGGAGUCCGCAAGGAUCGUCCACGAGCACCGCGCCCACGUCGCUGCAGGUGAGGAGACGCGUGAUCGCCAUCUACCCGACGACCUUGGGGAAAUCAAGAGAGCGCAGCCCCACCAAUUCGCGCCGCCGGCGCCGCAAGCGAACGAGCAACGCUACCCCCCGAUCUGGCAUGAUGGAUCCCCCUCUGUCUAA